Molecule: messenger RNA, 2290 nt
Organism: Daucus carota subsp. sativus
Lineage: Eukaryota; Viridiplantae; Streptophyta; Magnoliopsida; Apiales; Apiaceae
Product: protein GAMETE EXPRESSED 3
Exons: 10
Coding region: 78-2210 (710 amino acids)
Biological process (GO): pollen tube guidance; embryo development ending in seed dormancy
Cellular component (GO): plasma membrane
Molecular function (GO): protein binding
Source: RefSeq, a predicted model, not a curated record
ACUGAGCGGUUACUUUAACCAAAAUGAAAGUUUAAACUUGAUGGUUUCAACCUUUUCUGAGUAACUGAUACAAAUACAUGUCUCACCUUGUUGUUGUUUUGAUACUUGUUCUUCUUCACUCAUUAGCUUUCUUCAUCUCUCACUCCACUCAAUUUCCCAACUACCCUUCUUCCUUUACAGCUCAAGAGCCUCUGAAGAAAGGUACUAACAGGCUCUCUAAUCCGUUGAUUGGCGAAGAUGGGAGGGUGUAUAUUUGUAUGGGGAAGAGCUUGCUUGCUUUCGAAAACAAUGGCACCACAGCUUGGACACUGCCUCUUGGUUACUCGUGUAAUCUUGGUAUGGCUCCUGUAAGUGGAGCUUCAUCAACGCUUUAUGUGGUUGCAGAAAAUAGAGUAAUGAAAAUCAAUCUUCGAAAAAUAGGGACUUCUGAAUCUGCUCUAGAGGUAUUCUUUGGUCCUGAAUCUGGUGAAAUCAUUGGACUCUCGGUAAGCACAACAAUCUCUUGCAUAGCCAUCAAUGUCAAGAACAGGGCCUUGUUCGCUUUUAGAUUGCAUGGGAAACCACUUUGGAGCGCAGGCCCUGUUAUAUAUCAAAAUGGCUAUCGUCAAGGAUGCAGAAGAAGUACCACGGACUGUUAUUUUACGUCAGUUCCUGUGAUUGAUCAGUGUGAAGCAAGUAUCUACAUAUCAAAUAAUCAAGGGGAAUUGUAUUCACUCUCUGUCCGCACCCCUCAUUUCAAGUGGAUCCAGGAUUUGAGUUCACUAGACAAGAAUUUUACUGCUACCCCAGGAAACAAUGGUCGUUUAUAUGUCACGCUACCAGCAAGAUCACUCCUGCUGGCUCUACAUGUUUCUACAGGAACUAUUCUAUGGCAAAAACCAAUUGGUCCUUUAAGCAGAAUUGAUUAUAAACCUACUGUUGAUUCGAAUGGCUGGGUUUCUGUUGGUUCAUUGGAUGGGUUUUUGUACUCAUUUUCGCCAACUGGGGACUUGAAAAAAUUUCCUAAGAGAGCUGCAAUGGAUUCGGUCAUCCAAGAUAGUCCAUCCCUUCAUUGCUCUGGUUCUGCAGUUUAUGUAUCUCAGACAGUAGUGGAAGGAAAACUAAGCCACACUAUUGGUGAAUCGACUUACAUAUCAGCAAUGAAACCAACAAAUGUUGUAUUUACUCUUCUGGUUCCAGCGACUGGUUCAAUCUACUGGUCCGAAAGCUAUCCUGGUCCAUCGUCGUCUUUACUAUCUAAGAGUGAUCUGCAACAUUUUGUUUUGGAUGAGAGGGUUCUUCUUGCUUUCCUUUCCGCUUCAGGUGUUGGGAGACCACUUCCAUGCCGCAGCACACGUCAAAAACUUGCGUCGAGCUGCUCCCAGACAAUGCCUAAGCUUUUAAGCAUCUACACAGGUAAUGAGAAAGCAGUCAUGUUGUUUUUGGUUUUCGAAUCUAUAGUUCUGAUCAUUGUGGCAGCUCUUGUACGAUUUUGUUGCAUCUUUUGGGGGAAAAAGAAGCUUCAAGGUCAAGACCUUGGGAAAUUCUUAGAAAAGAGACGUUCUCUGCAGCUCCAAAAGAAAGCAUAUGACAGAACAAUCACAGAGCUUGAGCGAAAAGCUGCAGAGGAAGCAGUGGACAAUGAAGUGCUUGAAAAUUUGGGGCAUAUGGUAAGGGCUAAAGCAGGUAUAGAGAGAAAGCUCUCAACCACCUACAGUCUGGGAAGGGAUAGACCUGGAGUACAGCCAAAAUCUAUUCUUCCAUUAUACAACAGAAGAACAAAGAGCUUCUCUUUUCGCAGCACAAACAAAGAGAAUGCUACUACUGCUACCACACCGAGUGAUUCGUCUUCUGAAGGUUGCAGCAUCUGUGAAAAAGCCAGCAGGAGUCUCUACACAGGACCACCAAAUAAGGGAAAAGCACCAAUGGAGGUAGUAGAUAAUUCUAGUGAUGAUGAAAAUGCCGCCAAGAGUCUCUAUACAGGACCAGCAGACAAGGGAAAAGCACCUGUGGAGGUAGUAGAUAGUUCUAGUGGUGAUGAGAGUUAUGGAGGUGGCCAUGAGAGUGUUUAUACAGACUCGACCCCUGGAUCGAAUUUGUUUAUAAAUCCUUUGUUUAAUGAGCACGCGGUGAAUGAAGAAGCCAGUUUGAAGAUUCAUGAAGAGGGAGAGCCUGCACAGGAAUCUGGUAGUAGGAGCAUAAGAAGGAGAACCUUUUCAUCAAGUGAAUAGAGUUGCAUUGUGCUUUUUUAUUUAUUUAUCUGUGUUGUGGUUCUGAAUGUCUGAUCAUAUAUGCAUUUAUAUAUUACUUC